AUGAGGAGGCAGAGCGCACGCACGGCCGCGCUCAUCCUGUGCAUCCUGUGCUACCUGCUGGUGGGCGCCGCGGUCUUUGACGCGCUCGAGUCCGAGGCGGAGCGCGGCCGCCAGCGGCUGCUGGCCCAGAAGCGCGGCGAGUUCCGGAGAAAGUACGGCUUCUCCACGGAGGACUACCGCGAGCUGGAGCGCCUGGCGCUGCAGGCCGAGCCGCACCGCGCCGGCCGCCAGUGGAGGUUCGCUGGCUCCUUCUACUUCGCCAUCACCGUCAUCACCACCAUCGGGUACGGCCACGCCGCGCCGGGCACAGACUCGGGCAAGGUGUUCUGCAUGUUCUAUGCGCUCCUGGGCAUCCCCCUGACCCUGGUCACCUUCCAGAGCCUGGGCGAGCGGCUGAACGCGCUGGUGCGGCGCCUCCUGCUGGCGGCCAAGCGCUGCCGGGGCCUGCGACGGCCGUGCGUGUCCACCGAGAACAUGGUGGUGGCCGGGCUGCUGGUGUGCGCCGCCACCCUGGCCCUCGGCGCUGCCGCCUUUGCGCACUUCGAGGGCUGGACCUUCUUCCACGCCUACUACUACUGCUUCAUCACCCUCACCACUAUCGGCUUUGGAGACUUCGUGGCGCUGCAGAGCGACGAGGCGCUGCAGAGGAAGCCGCCCUACGUGGCCUUCAGCUUCCUCUACAUCCUGCUGGGGCUGACGGUCAUCGGCGCCUUCCUCAACCUCGUGGUCCUGCGCUUCCUCGCUGCCAGCACCGACGCGCCCGAGCGCGCCGCCCGCCUCGCCGGCCAGCUCCGCCGGGGGGCGCCCGAGAGCCGCGUCCCCGCCACGCGCCGCCGCAGUCCAGCGAGGCCCGGGGGCUCCACCGGCAUCUCCCAUCGCAUCCCCCGGCUGGAGACGUGGGCCCGCGACAAUCUGGGCUUCUCCCCACCCUGGAGCCCCGCGGCUGUGCGCUGCAGCAGGGCAGCCAGGCCCCGGGCACGGAGGAAGUCUAUCUGACAGCCCUA
Messenger RNA from Castor canadensis (American beaver), 1004 nucleotides. RefSeq names its product potassium two pore domain channel subfamily K member 15 (gene Kcnk15). Gene Ontology annotation, cellular component: plasma membrane. Gene Ontology annotation, molecular function: outward rectifier potassium channel activity; potassium ion leak channel activity. NCBI's taxonomy places the organism in Eukaryota, Metazoa, Chordata, Mammalia, Rodentia, Castoridae. The record is from RefSeq and is a predicted model, not a curated record. Gene Ontology annotation, biological process: stabilization of membrane potential; potassium ion transmembrane transport.